Triticum dicoccoides is the source of this 1282-nucleotide messenger RNA. RefSeq lists its product as uncharacterized. Gene Ontology annotation, cellular component: nucleus. Bases 30 to 854 code for a protein of 274 amino acids. Gene Ontology annotation, molecular function: polyubiquitin modification-dependent protein binding. Lineage: Eukaryota; Viridiplantae; Streptophyta; Magnoliopsida; Poales; Poaceae. The record is from RefSeq and is a predicted model, not a curated record. The transcript is spliced from 3 exons.
ACGGCCAAACCCCUGGUCGCAGUCCAGAAAUGGCCGCCGCCGCGAAGCUCUCCGUCUCCAGCCAGGCCUUCGCGGCGCUCCUCGACUGCUGCGGGACCGCCGCCGGGGACUGCGACGGGCUACUCUUCGGCCGUGCCGCCCGCCCCCCGGCCCCUCCCCCUUCCCUCUCCGACGACGACGACUCCGGCGCCACCUCCUCCGCCCCAACCCUAUCCAUCAACGUCACCGGCCACGCCUCGCUCGCCCGACCCUCCUCCCUCUCCGACGCCCUCGGCCGCUUCCAGCCCUACUCCCCCGCCCGCCCAGCCACCGUGGGCUUCUUCUCCUCCCGCCGCAGCGCGGCGCGCCGCCCCUCCAUGCGCGAGGUCGCCGUCGCCCGCUCCCUGUCUAAAUCAUUGGCCCUCACCCACCCCCUCGUGUUUCUGCUCGUAGCCCCCUCCGCCUCCUCCAACCUCUCCAUCCACUCGUUCGACUACCGCGCCUUCCUCCUUGUGGAUUCCCGCCUCUUCCCCACCUCCCUCCAGGUCGUCAACGUGGGUCCUGGUUUCCGGGGCCAGUACCACACCUUCGCGGCGGAGUCGCCAAUGCCGUGGCUGCCGCGUCCGCCGGCAAAGGGCUUCAGCAUCAGAGACCAGAAGGCGAUGGAUGGGAUGAUUGAUGCGUUCGGGCUGGGAAGGGUGGAGGCCUUGGUGGCCUCGGCCACGGGGCAAUCAAUCGAGGUGGAGGAGAUGUAUUCCGGGAUGCUAAGGAGGCUGGAGAGGCUUGCUCGGGAGGCGGAGGGGGGAAAGAAGCUGGUGCGCCGUCAGGAAAACAAGAACUUAUUGGCAAAGAUAAAAAUUGCCGGGUUGAAGUAAGGGCAGAGAUCUUGUUCUCAGCAAGCGUGUAGAGGCUCUGUAAGAGUGGUCGCAAGAUUUGAAGCCGGGAUCCUUGAACUGUACCUUGAGUUGAAGUGCCUGCCUAUUUCCUCUUUUUGGCUGGAUGAUUUCUGGACUUCCAGUAUCGCAUAUUUGUUCUUUUGAACAGAAGAUUCAGGGGGUUCAAAGGAUGCGGAAACCAGGAUAGUAAAUGUGAACCCAGUUCUUUUUUCCUUGCGUGCAAAGAUGUGGCAUCAUUUCGCCACUGCCCCUUCAAAAGCUGAAUGCAGUAGUGUUCCAUGUUAUGUGGUUAAGCAGAUUCAAGUCCAAUUUGGAUUUGCCAUUCUAGUAGUAUGCUUUUAUCUGCAGUGGAGCUGUGACUUGGUGGUACCCGAAUCAGCGUUCAUCGACCCAUGCUUAAAGUAGCA